Molecule: messenger RNA, 3932 nt
Organism: Nothobranchius furzeri (turquoise killifish)
Lineage: Eukaryota; Metazoa; Chordata; Actinopteri; Cyprinodontiformes; Nothobranchiidae
Gene: cep120
Product: centrosomal protein 120
Biological process (GO): centrosome cycle; interkinetic nuclear migration; positive regulation of centriole elongation
Cellular component (GO): centriole; centrosome
Source: RefSeq, a predicted model, not a curated record
CUAAAAAGUCCAUAAAAAUAGGGCUAAAUGCACCCAAACAGUUGGUGCUGUAUUGUCGUUCUUGAUUGCUAACUGUAUUUUUUUUAUUUAAUAUACUUUUAAACCUGUAAUUGUUUUUACUGACAUUUUCCCUAAAACAGUUUAAAACUAGAUCAGUUGUAGCUCUCAAGAUGACCAAGAUUAUUUUACGUUACUUUAGGAGCUGAAAAUUUUGUUUUUAAUUUUUUUUUAAUCUCAAACAAUUAAAAAACAGGUAACAUAAAUUUUCACAUGUACUCUUCCAUAUUCCUAAUACAUAAAAUAAGACAAUAUGGAAAAAGGAAAUAAUUUCAACUUUUUUUCUUAUUUAAUUCCUCAACUUGAAUCACAUUUACCCUCAUCUAGAUGUGAGGUGCAUAAUCUGUGUAUUUCAUUUGGUUUUUGUUUUGCUUUUUUAUUCCCCAACCCAUUUCCCCCAUAUAUUUAACUGCGUUGCUGUUCCACCUCCGGCCAGCAGAGGCGCUCGUGAGGCUCCAGCGUCUCUUCCGGUUUGAACAAAACCAAAAUGGGUGGCGCCAAAGCGUCGCUAACGGACAGCUCUCCUCCAGUCACUACUGUUAACAGUUAAAAACACCAAGUCUUUGUUUGGCUGGAAGUUUUACUUUGAAGCUCAAAUGUCAGCAUGAGCGGGAAAUCAGACCAACUUCUUAUCGUUGUUUCGAUUCUGGAAGGUCGCAACUUCCCAAAGAGUCCCCAGCGCAGCGUGGUGGUUCAGGCGAGCUUCGAUGGCGAGCAGCUGGCCACCGACCCGGUGGCGCACCGAGAGCAGCCGCAGUUCUGCACUGAGCUGGCCUGGGAGCUGGAACGUAAGAGGCUGCACCAUCACAGGCUGCAUCGAACUCCCAUCAAGCUCCAGUGUUUUGUCAUCGACUCCAUCAGCAACAAGAGGGAGGGUGUCGGCUACAUCAUCCUGGACCUCAGGGAGGUUCAGGAAGUCAGACAGGAGCCUCGUUGGUACCCACUCCUGAGCAGUAAAUACACCAAACAGAAACCCGCUCUCCUCAUCGGCGUGAUGCUGGAGAACGACUCCAAGGCCUCUGAAGCCUCUCCUGAGGGCUUUAAAGCCAGGAAGGCCCCCCCUCGGCGAGGUUCUGCUUCGGUAACGGAUCUGCUUCCUGACAAGCUGGAGGCCGUUCUGAUCCCAGAUCAGGGUUACCACCAGGUGGGGCCAGCGGGUCUCUGCACGGACAUGUUUGUCCUGUCUGUCACCGUCGCCUUCGCUACCCGACUAGAACAGCUGAUUCCCAGCACCAAGAAACUUUACUCAGAGCAGUCUGGCUUCUUCUUCUACUACUCCCUACUGGGGAAUGACAUCACCAGCGAGCCUUUUCACAACCUUCUGGGUCCGGACUUUGAGCCAGAGCGCGCCUCCGUCCGCAUCCGCAGCAGCAAACCGGUCCUCCAGACCUUCCUGUCCCAGCAGCCCAGCCUACAGAUCCAUCUCUGCUGUGGGGAUCACUCUCUAGGCAGCACAGACGUUUCCCUCUCCACUCUGGCUGCUGUUUCUGGUGAUCUGGAGAACAAGGCAGCGACGGUGGAAGGAGCCUUCGUUCUUCUCACUCCCAAACGUGCGAAGCUGCCAGCUCUGCCCGCCGACCUGCAGCCAACCAUCGGAGUGGCUGUUUCUCUGAGGAGGGAGGAGGCACCGCAGCCCUCUGUGGUGAAUAAAGACCGGACCAGAGCUCCAGCUGAGCCGGGACCUCAGAGCUCCUCUCCAGUCCAGAAACCUUCAGACCAUCCUCCUCCACCUGCUCCUCUUCCUCCUCCUUCCUCUCACACUGAGAGCGAAGCUGAGAGUCUUCUAGAGGAGCUAGAGUUCCACAAAGAGCCAACGGGAGCAGCAGCUUCAGCUGCAGAUGUGGAGGUUCCUGCUCCUCUGCCUGGUCAGCCUGAGGUCAUAGCAGCAGGAGGAGCAUCCUCCAUCAGUGUUUCUGCUCCCAAGGUGGCAAUCCCCUCCUCCGCCCAUCACUACUGCUUCUCCCUGGACCUCCGCAGCCUGGGGAAGCUCAGCUUAACUCACUCCAUCGCCGCUACGCUCAGGUAUUCCUACCGGUUCUUUGGCAGCGCGGCUCCCAUCAUGACCAACCCUCCUGUGGAGCUGCAGAGGAACAUGGAGGUGUCGCUGCCUCAGUCCUACUGCGCCUUCGACUUCGCUGCCCUGCCGCAUCAGCUGCAGGACACCUUCCUGAGAGUUCCUCUGACGGUGGAGCUCUGGCACCGAGGCUCCACCAGCAGGGAUCAGCUGAUUGGACGAGCCUCCAUCCACCUGUCUCACCUGCUGAACUCAGACAGAACCAGAACCGUUGGAUCCACCGGAGAGCAGAGCUGGAAGCAGAUCCAUCAGGACCGGAUCCCCGUGGUCCAGCCACAGAGUCCAGCAGAGAAAGUGGCGGAGCUGAGCUACGUGGCGACGCUGGAGGACCUCGGCUUCGUCAGAGCUAAAGAGGUCGUCCUGUCUGAGUCCUUACAGAAUGAACCUCCAGCCGCUCCGCCACCGGCCUCCCACCCCGCAGCGUCCCCUCAGGGUCCGCCGGGCCCCAUCGGCACCAGAGAGACCCUGGAGUACCGCGCCGCCCUGGAGCUGGAGAUGUGGAAGGAGGAGCAGGAGGACCUGUUUGAUGAUCAGCUGAGGAGGAAGGAGCUGAGGCACAUGCAGGCGCUGGCAGAAGAGUGGAAGAAGAGGUACGCAGAGAGGGAAGCUCUGCUCAAGAAGAAGGAGGUGGAGCUUAGCCGGCUGGAGGAGAAGCUGCAGAAGACUCUGGUUGAUCUGGAGAGGAGAGAGAAGCAGAUGUCAGAGGCCGAGCUGCAGACUCAGCGGCUGCAGCGGGAGCUGCGAUCCGAACACGAGCUCACCCAGAAGGAGGUGCAGGAGCAGAGCAGGAGGCUACAGCGGGAGUGUGACCACCGGGUGGCGCUGGAGAGAGAAAAGGUCCAACUGAUGGAGCAGGAGCGAGAACGGCUGCUGCAGCAGACGGCGGACGGGGAGGCCCGUUACAAACAGCUGGAGAGAGAGUUUCAGCUCUACCGAGAACAGCAGAACCUGCGACCCGAGUUCAGACUGCAGUCAGACAUCAACCUGAUGAGGCUGGAGAAGGUGGAACUAGAGAGGAAGCUGGAGUCCACCACCAAGUCAAAGCUUCACUACAAACAGCAGUGGGGUCGCGCCUUAAAGGAGCUCGCUCGCUUCAAACAGCGCGAGCACGAGAACGCCAUGGUGUGUCUGAAGAAGCAGCAGGCAGAACUGGAGGCCAUGAGGCUGCGUUACCUAGCAACAGAGGAGAAGGAGGUGGUCCGACAGGACCUGAAGGAGCUGGACAGCAUCAGGAAUGAACUGAACAGGUUAAAAAAGCAGGAAGAAAGCUCAGGCCCCGCCCCUUCUCCACCUGACCACGCCCACGGCUCAGCUCUAAACGAGAGCGCUGAGGAACACCUGAGUCGUCUGCUGGAGGAGAGGGAUACGCUGCUGAGGACGGGCGUCUACACCAACGAGGACCGGAUCAUCACUGAGCUGAACAGACAGAUACAGGAGACCAUGAGGGACAAAAUACCGUGAAGGUGCUUCAUCGAAUAGAGGCAACAAGACACUGUUGGAUGGGUCGGGAACCCCCUCCCACCAUCACAUAAAUCACCAGUCUUGAGUUUCAUCUGAAAGACAAAAUAAACUCUAAUCCCUGUGGUUUUUUCAUCCCGAUGAUGUGUUCAGGGACACUCCGACUUUUACAGUGCUGAGGUUUCCUUCGUCCACGUUGUGUUUGUGUCUCAAACGGCUACAGCUGAUCAGGUCUGACAGCAGGUGGCGUUGCAGCCUCAGCACAUUAAUGCACUUCUGCUUUAGUAAACAAACAUUUAUUUAUUUUAGAAAUCUAGUUUUAAUAAAUGUUUACAUUUAGUCA